Molecule: messenger RNA, 35152 nt
Organism: Xyrichtys novacula (pearly razorfish)
Lineage: Eukaryota; Metazoa; Chordata; Actinopteri; Labriformes; Labridae
Source: the annotation of a GenBank genome assembly
AUGUCGGGCUGUACGGUGUUACAAAACGAGCGUCCACAUAUGACGCUCGGGAUUCUCUUCCGUGUUCCUCUCAAACGUCAUCAUUUACCCGCGUUUGUUGAACAGCCCACUUUGUUUGGCGGGACAGAGCGAAAGAGAGACCACUGUCGUCUUCAGACUGGUAAAUAACCGAAAUAUAGUCCUUUAAAAGUCGCUCAUGUAUCACGAAAUAACUUGUAUACAGUUUGUACAUUGUCGUCAACCUUUUCACGGGGUAACUGACUGAACGUUAGCCUUCAUGUACUCAGUUGCUGUGUGUUGCUGUUGUGUGUGUUGUUGAGCCAAGGUGUUUGUGAAAGUUAGCUGACUUUCAGCGAUAUAUACUCACUUAGACACAGUCGAAUUAAGCCUCACUUUGGUUUAAAACUGGCUUCUUUAGAGGAACAAUGAAAAUUCAGAGGACUGCUGUAAACUACAGUUAGCUGGUAGUUGUCUUUGAAUAGUAACAGUUGACAGAUCCUGCAGCCUGUUUCUGCAUGGAUUUCAUUAUGUGCAUUAAUCUGUUUAGUUAGGCCGUCUGUUUAGCCGAUUUCUAUUAACUCUGGAGAAAAAAAAUGUUGCACUGUAUUUUAGGCAACACAGUAUUUGCCUCAAGAUUAGAGAGAGAUCUGGUGCACAUUAAUGGCUGUGUAGUUAUAGGGGAGAGUGGGGUAAGAUGAGCCAUUUUUCAUAUUAUGCAUCACUACAUCAAGAUAAUCAUAGUUUUGUCUCUUAAUAAGUGUAUCUGCACGUAUUUCAGGAUGUUGUUCAUCCCUGCAAACCAACAGAAUGAGUGUAAACAGAACUGUCUUGAUAAUAUAGCAUGCCAAAAAAGUGGUCUACUAUGGUCAACUUGUAUUAUACUAUUCUAAGUUUUUGACCUCAUGUUGUAGCUCAUAGAUAUCACUAUUGAUGUAUGAAAGACAUUUAAAAUGAUCUUUUUUUUUUUGGUCUGAACACAAUUCUAAUCAAAUUUAUGACAGACUAAAUUCACUUUCAAGAGUAAAAUAAUGUCAAACCCCUUCACCCAUGUUCUUCUAACCUUCACAGACUCCAUGAAUUGAUGCCCAUCUCCUAAAUAUUUGGUCACAUGAUCAAUUUCUUUGACCAUUUCCAAGCAACAGGAGGUGGCUCAACUUACCCCACUCUCCCCUAUUUGUGUUAGUGUAUGAAUCCUUUAUAUGACUGAAAAUCAUCAAGUCUUUCACAUGGACAGACACACUGGUUAUAGACGUCUUUCUUAGGUUUUUAUGGUACAUCCACUUUGUUUCUGUAUUGAUCAGUCUUCAUAUUGUCAGAGUAGUUCAAAAUCAUGUCUAUGUAGGUCUUUAUUCAUCCAAGGCUGGACUUUAACCAAGUCCAGUGGCCCUUUUGAUCAAGCCUCGGAUAGUUUAGUAUCUCAUUGUUGAAAUAGUUCUUGUCUGUAUAACACUUUUUUAUUUAUAUGUUUGAUCUUUGAGAUGUUCCAAUCUAAUAGCCCUACUGGGAUAAAGUAGGUUGAAUAAAAUCUGAUUUUAAAUUCAAGGACAAGCAUGUGCAAGUGUAAUGAAUAAGUAAAUGGUUUCAUUACUUGAAAAAUAGUCAGGAGAAGUGAGUAAGUGAAGGAGAAGAGUGUUUUCUUUCUCUUUGAGGAUAAAUACACGGAUGUUUAUAUUUAAGUUCUCUUUGUCUGGUGCUGCAAGAACUGUGUCUGAAUGUGAUGAGAGAAAAAAUGCUUUUGAUUUGACUGUCAGUAACUUGUGCUGUUGCUCAAAUGUAUCUGUACUUUUCUUGCCAGAUAGCUUGGCAUCACCCUGAUUGAUAAGCCCGUUGUAUUAUUUUGCUUUAUUUCAGUAUACUUGUUUUCUCCUCUCAUCAGGAACCAUGCAGUUCUCUGGCAGAAAAAGAAGGAUCAUCACCAACUCUCAAACUGAGGUGUACGGACACACUGUGCAGUUUUAUGGGCAGCCUCCUCUUGAAAACAUCUCUCUCUCUGAAUUUGAGACAUUUGCUGUGGAAAGACUGAAAUGUAAGUCCUCAGUUAUUUUUGCCAAUCGCAGAAAAUUUACUGAUGGAUGUUUUCAUCAGUCAUCUUUAUGUUCCUCUGCAGUGUUGAAGACGGUGGAGAAUCUGGGAGUUAGCCAUGUGAAACUGUCUGAGCCGUAUACUCAGAAACUGGAGAAAGAGUUUAAAGCCCUGAACUUUCCCUACAGACCAGAAAAUGUGAGUGUAUUAAACACUGAAACAGCCUUACACCACAGGACUGCUGACACUUGCUGACUUUAAAUAACCAGUGCAAACUGACCGGUUUGGAUGAGCAGUUUAAGACUAUAAUAAUAUGUUAGAGAUGUAUAUUUUGAGAUUUCCAUGAUGGUAUCAAAACAUAAUCAAAGUGAUCUGCUGCUAAAACGGCUGUGUUUACUUUGAUUUGUUAAGGAGGACAGAAAAUCUCAGACUGGACCAAGUGAGCAGGAGAAACGAAGGAAGGACCACAUCUCUCACUUCAUUCUCAGACUUGCCUACUGCCAAACGUAAGGAUGAUGUUUUCUCUAUAUAGUAAAUAAAAAGAUGGGAAAAGUCAGAUUUAAUGGAAUAAACAUUUGUGUGUCUUACAGGGAGGAUCUCAGACGUUGGUUUAUACAGCAGGAAGUGGAUCUAUUUCGCUUCCGCUUCCAUAUCCUACAUUCAAAGCAGAAGCUGGAGCUUUUACACAGGAACAAUCUCGAAUAUGACGCGGUAAAUUUCUAUCCGUUUUUUUUUUUUUUAAUGCUCUGUGUGGAAUUUUAAACUUAUACUCAAAUAGCGUCACUCUCAUACUGAGGCUUCCUAAUAACCUGCAAAGUAAAAUGAGAUUUUCAGCAACAAAUGUGGUUAUUUUUUCCUGUUUUAGUGACUGUUACGAUCAGAUUUCUCAUGAAACAAGCCAAUCUGAAGUACAGCAUUUGCUCAGAAGUGUCCAUGUUUAGAGCUCUGCUGGUAAAGUUUGACAGUGGAAUGAAAGUAAGCAAGCAGAAGGAGUGUUAUAAUCUUUAGUUUAUUUUCUUUUGAUUUAAUGUUUAGUUCUCAUGGCUGAAACUGGAGCAGAAUCAGCAGUUUCUGUUUAAGUGUGUUUACAGCUGGAGGAACUGUUGUUGGCUGUGAACAGUAUUCAGUAUUGAAGUCAUGUUAAAAGGUUUUGUCAUUGUUUGUUACAGUUUAUGAUUUAUAAUUCAUAUUUAAUUCAUUACCUCUUCACUUUUUAUCCUGCAAAAAGUUUUCCUGAAAAAAAAAAAAAUGGUUUUAAAAAAAAGGAGACAUCUGCACAUCCAUCAAAAAUUAGUGCUUUAGUAAGGGGCCUCUUCUUUAUGACACUUUAGAGUAAUGGUGCUUAUUCGAAAUGAAGUCUUCAUUUUGGGAAACCCCUUAAAAUAGUCCAAAAGGGUUCACUAGAAUCAUCAAAACUCUUCACAGCCCUUUUUAAAAAUCCUUGUCUCUAUUUUAGGAAGGUGAACUCAAUGCAUUUUAAUAAAAACUGUCAUCCAAGGCUGCCAAACUUUAUGCCUUUUGUUCAGCUUGGAAAAGAGAAAACUGCCUGUACAUGUUAUAGGUUUUCAGUUAUUCACCACUAGAUGGAGCUGUUUGACCACAUUAAUGUAACAUGAAUCUGAUGCGUACCCUGCUGUGGAGCUUACAUAAAAGUUUUAAGUUAGAGUAUUAAAAGUUAUUCUUCAGAGUUUUUCAGUGAAAGAUGAACUCACAUUCAAACAACGUUCCAUCUUUAUGUGCUUACUUACAUUAUUGAAGGCUGCAGUUAUUCUAUUCAGAUAUUAAAGCUGGUUAAAAAGUGUGUUGAAAGUGUUUUUAAUGUUGAAGUCAGACGCCUGAAAAGAAGCUCUGAGCAGGUUUUCAUAAAGCGAAGGUAAAUACUCACAGGAGGAAAUUCUUUAACCUUUUAUCACUUCAGAGUGUCAGGCAAGGACGGCGCAUUCAUCUGAUAAAUGCUGUUUGGUUUCCAUGAGCCUCAGCCUUCAGUGUAUUAACUCUGACACAGCUCUGCCUCUGCGGCUCUUCACUGACACAGUUCUUCUUUACUGAAACUCAUCACCCUCAUCAAUAACUUUUCAGAUCAGCGCCGAGGAGAAGACCACUCUGAGGGAGAAACUUAUCAACUCCAGUUACGGCGUCAGUGGAAUCACUCUAGAGGAGCAGGACUUCUACAAAGUGAGUUACUCAAGUCUCUUUCUCUCUGCUCAUAGACGGCUCAGAAUGUGAAAAUGCCUAUGCCUCCACAAAGCCGAUUUUCUCAUUCAGUAUUAUUCGGCAGUGAAUGAAGUUUGCCAGACAUCCUGGUAGAGUCAACAAGCUAAUCUUUUGUGAUGAAGGUUAUGACUUUGAUUUUAAAAAACUGGAUCUUAGAGGAGGCGUCUUCUUCAUGGUCGAGCUUCUAUUUUUUUUUUUAUCAUUACAAAACCACAUACACCUCAAAGACUUCUUUAUUCUUUAUGAGUUCUUUACAACGUUACUUUUUUUUAAAAUUCAAGUUUGGCAUCAAAUUUUUCUGGAUUUCUGUACCAAGAAAAACAAACCUUGAGAGGACGUUUUCUGCCAAAGGGGGCACUCCUCAUGAAGUAAAGCAGCUGCUCCUGAUGGUUUUUCUUGGAGCCCUCCUUUCCCUACUUGUAUUUAAGAAAAGCUGAGACCACCCAGGACCCUCAAGGGUUCAAGGUAAACUUAAUUAUCCCCGUAAAGGGCAGUUUGUCUGCAGCCAGCGGUAAGAAAACGCAGACACAAAUAAGCUUACAAAAUCAACAAUAAGAAAAAUUAGAAAACAGAUUCAUCCAAACAAGAUAUUAUAUACGAAAUAGAUCAGACUCUGGAUUAAAUUAAAGUCAGAUAGGCAAUAGAUAUAAGGAGUAAGAUGAGUGAAAGAAAAAGCAAUAACUUAGUUAAAAAGCCAAUAAACAGGCGAGUUUGUGAGUCUUUUAAUCCAGUUUUUUUUUCAGGCUGUAUCUGCAGUAAGAGGGGAGCAGAUUGAACUCUGAGAAAAGAGGGCGACUAUUAUUGGCCAGGAUAGAUUGCGCCCUCUUCAGUGUCCUCUCCUUGUACACGUGAGCCAGACUCGGGUCUCGGUCAGGCUUGGAGGGGUUGAUUAAUAAGUUGGUAAAACCCGUGACUGACGAUAUAUCAGCAGAAACUUUCAUACUCGCCAAUACCGAUAAUCAACUUUUCAAGCUGUUAUGUGCCGAUACCGGUACUAUGCUGAUUAUAUUGUGUUCCUUUUCAAUGGAGAUUGAAAUUAUGAUGUUGAAGACCUCAUUAUUCAACUUGAAGUCAAACUGCAGCCUUUUAGACAAAAGGAUGAACCACAGACAGAAGGUGUCGAGUUUUAAGUACCGAUGUUAUCUGUUCAAGGUUAGCUGACAAAAGCAGUGAUGAUGAAUAACAAUUAUAGACAAACCUUUUAGGACUGAGUCAUUAUUAUUUUUCUGAUUAUUUUUAGGCUUUUUGUGCUUUUAUUGGGAGGUUUGGAUAGUGGAUGGAGUAGCUGACUAGGGAGGGAGAAUAAGUGAUGACAUACAGCUAGGGCUGGGCGAUAAACCGAAAAUGUACCGAUACCGAAAUUUAUGGCAAUAGCCGACGUCAUUUUGCCCACAUCAAUAUAUUCGGUGUCAAAUAAAGAAAGAAAGAAAAGUAGGUUUAGGAUGUGUGUAGGUAGGCUAUGGUCUCAUGUCCCUUUUAAGAUGCUGUCCUAUGUUUGAGACGUGACUCCACCCCAUCCAGUUCAUAACAAAGAGGGAAAGACAGGUGAGGAGAUGGAGGAAGGUUCAAAAGUUGUAGCGGCAGCUAAAGUAGAUAAAGUUAUUGUGGGAGUGGGUGAGAAACUUGUGGAGUAGAUAUCGAGGUGAACUGCUCAAUACAUAGUGAUAUUGAUUUAAAGCCAUAUCGCCCAGCCCUACAUACAGCGAUGGGAAAAUGGUCAGGUUUGAGCCUGGGCUGCCUGCUUCGAGGACUUCAGCCUCUGUACAUACAGUUUAACCACAGAGCUAAACUGGUACCUUAUUUUUUCAGAUUAUAACCCAGAUUAAAGUUGAAAACUACUUUACAUGGAUGAUUGUCCCACGCUCCAUGUAAGGCAGCUGUGGCCCUCGAGCAGGGGACACAGUCUCAACUCUUGCAGAGCCUUUCUAACAUCAGUCCUGGUUUCCUGUUCUCCCCUCAGACUUUUCCUCUCUAAACAAACGACAUCAAAGCUUUAAAUAAAUAAAUAUAUAAAUGAAUAAGAAAAAUUUGUAACCACUCCUUUUUAAAUCUGUCUAUUGAUGCUCAGUGAUUCAUCAUGGGAUUGGCCCUCACAUGUCCUCUGUGUAAUUUAAGAUGUCAUGAAGACAUCAACCUGCAACCAAACAUUUCACCACAGUUGUCUGGACUUUGCAAUCAUUCUGAUGAUUUGAAGAGUAAAAAAUCAUCUGCCAGUAAAAAAAAAAACAACGGUAUUCCCUAUUGUUGGACUUUCCAAUUAGUGCCACUCAAGUGUGUGAUCAUAACCUGCCCAACAGUACCAGUCAAGCGGGCCAGUGAGCCGGCCCGUCUGUUUUCAAAACUGAAACAUCCACCACAUUGAAGUAAAACUCCGAUUUGUCUGCUCAGUGCUUUUUUUUCCCUCUAACUCUACCACCUCCGGGGCCCAUGUUUUGUCAGAGGGAGACAGCCCAUCUUAUUAUAUGAAAUAAAUGUGCAAAUACUGGUCCCCGAGGCGAUUUAAAUCAACUUAUUGGCCAAUUCACGCUCUCCCAGAUGUAGACUCCCCCAUUCUGCAUUUCCGAACCCUUCCUUGCUUUUAAAGAAAUGUUAUGACAUAAUUUUUGUUGAACUGGUAGAUGCUCACAAAGUGGAGAAAUCUCAUAAAUCAGUAUGAAAGUAGAGCCUGAAAAUAAUUGGCUGAUUGUCAGAUCACUGCUUUGGCCUUUCACACUCGAAUGGAUUUCAGUCUACAGUCUGUUAACAAAAGGAAAAAGAAAGGAGAGAAUGUCACGGCCCGUAACCCGAUGUUCAAUUUACAUUUUAGGCUUGUUACUGACCGUCUCAUUCUCUGAGAGAACCCAAACCAACUUUAUUGGACUUCACUGGAAUAAAUGCAAAUCCUCUGAUUGGUUUUAGAAAUCAAGAAGGCCAAAGAGUUUGUUUUUAAUCUUACAAAGCAUGCUUUUGUUUUUCCCCUAAUAUGCUGAAGUUUUAUUUUUAAAGGUUCCCUUUCAAGACGCUCUGGAUCUGGUCAGAACGAGGAAAGUUUACCUCAAAGCUGGCUACGCCUACAUCCCUCACCAGGACAUCGUCACCAUCGUCCUCAAUGAUUUCCGCACUCGACUUUCCAAAGCUCUUGCGGUAAGUGUCUGCAUUUUUAUAGGAUUGAUAAGAAAGUGAUGUUGGGGUGGUUUGUUUAGACGAUUUACCAGUUUGAUCCCCUCUCAUUAUUAAUUCAGAAACCUAAACUUGAUCAGUUGCUGAUACCAGUCCUCAAACUGAUUCAGUCUCAAGCACAUCAUUGCUUAAAAUUUGCCUGCUAACAUCACACUGUUGUUGUUCCCUAUUUUCGUAUGACAGUUUACCUAAGACCUGUUGAUGUGUUUGGUAGACAUUAGAUGCAUUUAACAAUGUACUCCCCAAAACUCGAUAUCAUUGAAAUAUGUAAUUGAAAUGUCAUCAAAUGUCACUGAAAUUGGUUGAAAUUCAAAUUGAUGCCUUUUUAUGAUACUCAGAAGCAAACAAAACCAUCAGGGACAAGAUUGAAAAUUUGAUUACUGUCAUUUUUAUGUCUCAAACUAUCAUAAGGGGGUAGUUGUCAGCCGAGCAGUUGAAGAAACAGCCUUGAUUUUAAAUUUUAACAUAAAAUAUUUACACAAAAAUCUACACUUGACCAUCAAGAGUCAGCAGAAUGAGAUUUUUUUCUUAAUACCGUAUUUUUCGCAUAUAAGGCGCACUUGAUUAUAAGGCGUACCAUCAAUGACCACGCGUAUUCGCGUCUAUUUUCAUUUAUAAGGCGCACCGGAUUAUAAAGCGCAUUAAGCCAAACAAAACAGUCAGAUAAGUCAAACUUUAUAUAACUCAUUCAAUAACUCCGCGAGGCUAAGGUAGCUGCAGUGCUCCGACAAGCCAAAAGGAUUUUAAGUGCGCCUUAUAGUGUAAAAAAUCCGGUAGUCACUUAAUGGUAAGCAAAGAGUGCUUUGUCCACAGGAGGCACCAAACUCAACAUAAGCCUAAAGUUCCUCACAGGAGCUUUAAACUCUUUUAAAAAUUAAAACAUUCUGAACUUUGGAAAACAAACAAUAAAUGAAAAAGUAUUUAAUAACCUCAUCAAUAGUUAAUAUACAGUAAUCAUAUAUUGGUGUAAAAAUUCUGCUGAUACAGCAGUUUUGCUAUUAGUUGUUGUUAGACAGUCAAUCACAAAAAAAACUAUUCUUCUUACUUUGUAACAAAUUGGUGUUGGUCGUACAGAUUCAUUCCCUGUUGGAUUCCUACAUUACCCAACACAAGUGGGGCGUCUAUAGCAACUAAUUUCUUUUUCUGCAGUCAUAGAGAAGUUCAAAUUCUGGUGAGCUAAACAGUCGAGGAGGAAGAAAAUUCUUAUUAAACAGUUGAAUUAAGCACAAUUUAUUCAGCACAACUAAACAAAGGAUCACGAGCUUGUCCUUUGCUCGGUGUACAUCACUCCCCUCUUGUGGGGCUCUUACCAAACACAGCCUACAUGCUGCUUCAUCCCCACGUUCUAAAUCGAAACACUUCCAAACCCCGCUGCACGACAAGAUGCCAUCACUGAUCUGUGUUUAUUACAUCGGGGUGGUCGAGCAUUAUCACAAUGUGACAGUAGUCAUUAAGCAGAGCUGAAUCCCCAGCUAUUGGCUGUGCUGCAGCUUUGAUAGGAAAUAUAAGAAGGAAGUUGGAUCUACAACAACAAGAAGAAAAUAAACCAUCAGUUUGACUCACUGGUGCUUGUACUGGGUUUAAGGUCGAUACUGUUACCGCUGAUGGUGUCUGAAAAACUCUUAUUUUUAUAACAUUAUACAAAGCCUACAAUAAAAUAAGAAUUUUAUAUCCUUUUAUCAUGAUGGAUCGUUUUAUUAUUGAUUGAACCAAUAAUAGAAACAUCUCACAGUACAAGGUAAUUCAUCACAACAGCGACUCUGACUUUAAAGCACCGAUUCUGACUCUCCAUGCAUUUGUAUUUCAUACAUUUGUUUCUGCCAUGUUGACUCCCUGGAGAUGUACAUUAUGCAAAUAUGUUUGCUGCUUUCACUGUACGCUCGGUUCCAUAAGCAAGAUUAUUAAACUCCCAGCUACCACCAUUCCCAUCAGUGCCCUGAGGGAAACUUGAGGAAUCUCGGGGUUCAAAUGAGGAGAAUAAGUGUACACACAUGACAUCAAAUAUCUGCAGGGAAGUCUGGGGACAGCUAGUAUAAAAGUAGUUAUUUUCCCUGCAGCCACGAUGUUUUUUUUUUUAAGGCAGUGGAAGGGGGUCUGUGAUGGCGCUGUAUCGUCAUGCUCGUGCAUCGCACUGAAUCCCCCCAGGGAUCUGGAACAUGAUGUUUUGGGCACCAGAGGCACUUUUUAUAAUACAUGUGAGGAGACAAGCGAGCUUCAGUUGCAACAGAGUAAGGGGUCCUUACUAAAAGAGAGGCACAAGCUUGCUGAAAAACCACAGGCAGUGGUACUAAAUAGAUAAUGAGUAGACUUGUUCUAUUAUGAAGUGAAAGUCUGGGUGACUUACAGACAGAGAGAGGAGGAAACGAUGGAACGGGCCGGUUUUAAGAUAAGCACAUCACUGUCCUGAAUAAGCCUUUCUAAUCUGGUUUUAUGUAGAUUUGAUGUCCUCAGUCUUCAGUAUGUGUGAUUUCUAUACCUGUUGUAAUCCUGGAAACAUUAAGAUUUGCAUUGAGAUACAGAGUAUUUGUCAUAUUUACGAAGAGAAGACACGCAUUGGGAAACAUCAGAGCAAGCACAGAUAUGGAGAAUGAUACAAGGACAUUUCUUCCAGAUAAUUCAGUGUCUGAUCCCUGUUGUCCUCAAACCAGGGUCAAACAUAUACAAGCAGUCUGUCCCUGAGGGUGACCGCCUUCUCACGACUUCUUUGGAGCUCAAAAAUAUGAGAUUAGUUUGAGGUGUCGGUGUUUGUUCAGUGGGUUUAACUUCACAACUUUUGUAUGUUUGGAUGUGUAGCUGCAGAGCUGAUCACAGAUGAGGCAGCAGCCAUUGAUGAUGUACUCCUGAUCCCUGAAUACUAAAAAACAGCUUUUAUAAAAAGUGGCAUCUGUUUUUUGCUUGAUUUUAAUGUCUCUUUUGCAUAUUCAUCCCAAGGAUUUUCUAUGAAUUUUCCAAAUUUCGCUUGUUUACACAUCCCUCACAGAUUGAAGUCUUGCCUAUCAGAUGAGGGGGGUGGUCAGUAGAGCUGUUCAUCGUCACUGGCCUCACAAUAUGAUCUGAUUACAAUCAUCUCAUCUUCAAUUUGAUUUGGUACCACUAUGCAUCACAAAACUGUAAAGAAAUACAGAUCUGCACAGGUUUGGGAGCUAAUAACUCUCUAAUAUUUCCAAAAUUGAAUUAUUACUUUUUCUUUUCUAAAACUGCUCAUAAAUUAUAAAAAUCAUGGUUUAUUCCUUCUUAGUCGUUGGUUAAAUGUUAUCACACAAAAACUUGAACCUGCUCAUUAGGCCUUGGUUCUCUACAGACCAGCCUAUGGCGCCUCUGUCUGUUUCCCUUCCUUCUGUAUACCUUAGAGAGGUUCCCUCAAUAAUGAGCACAGUUACAGGAGAGAUGUCUUCUAGAGAGCAUGUUGCAUCAUCAGCUGGAAAAAAUAGAUAUCGAGCCCGAUGUGGGCCCAUAGGUUGCAAAUUAAACCAUCAUUUUUAAGCACUGAUCAUCCAAAAACUGCUGGCAGGGUAGCUGAUGUACUGUACAGUGUCAGGGUCCAAAAGUAACGCCCACCAAGUACAAAGCUCGAUGGAGAUUUCCUGUUUGGCGAUGAAUUGUCAGAAGGCUUCAUGAGCGUUCAUUGUGUUCUUAAAAGAUUGGACCAUGCUGAGCUUUUACCUUCGCGUCCCUUACAGCGUCCGUCUGCUGCUCCUCUGCUGUCUGCGUAUCAGCUUCAUAGGGCAGACUGACACACACAUACAUAAAGCACCGUGCAGUGAUGUGCACAUACAACCUUGGCUAUAAACAGUUAUCGUCUGUCAGUGCAUGUAUGUAAAGUUUACAGUGCUGCAUCUUCAUGCAUCAUAAAAAUGAUUGAUUUUAAUACUUGCUUCAAUGCAACAGAGACUCACACCACGAUAACACCUUUUGUGUGUAUAGCAGUGCUACAUGCAGAGAGAUUGCUGGGCAGACAUUUUUGUGGUUCUCACCUUUAAAACGAAUUCUCCUUCCCAACCUUGGACGUUUUUAUCCUGGUAUGUGCUACUCUUCCAGGUUUGCAUCAGGCACACAAUAUGAGUAAUGUUACGCACCUGCAUGCCUGUGCUCAUGGUCAGUCCUCUUGAAUAUUUCCUGCUCACCCUGACGUCAAUUUUGUUGGCGGUUUAAACAUACAGGUCACCAAGAAAUAUUCAGAAAGUGUUGAAGAGUGGUGUCACAUGCAUGUGUGACUACAGUUCUUUUUACUUGUAUUUUGUCAUGUGUAGCUUUCCUACUUUAUAUUCCUAAAGAACCCGAGUCUAGCUUUUUUAUUUUAAGCUCGCAAUACCAAUCUGUGUCAGCAUUGUAAGCUUAAAUUGUGUACUGUAAAUACAUUACCAGCUUUAAUGUCACAAAGGUCCAGAACAUCCAUCUUAUUUCAAAGAAACUGCAAGUUUGCUUGUUUUUUCCCUGUUAAAAAGAGACACCAGACGUUGCUUUUACAGAGAACCCGUUCCAGUGUACCUCAGAACUGGCAAUUCUUUGCUUUGUGCAUAGGAAAUUGUUUGGCAGAUGAACAAUGGUUCUUUUAUUCCGUGGUUUUGCUGUGCUGUUUACUCUUUGUAUUUCACUGAGUAGUCACUCUGAACGAGCGUGUUUCUGGGUAAUGACUGUGUUCAUGAUGUAGAGCUGGCUUCGCUUAGCCUGUGACCUUUAACAAAAACCAGUUGACAAAUUGAAGCACUCAGAAUGCAUGCUGAGUAAGCCGGGCAUCAAACCUUGACCCGCUGCUCUUUGUGCUUUUCAUGCCUCGGAAACAAAAACAAAAGUAUUUUUUAAGUUUCGCAAAGAAUCCUCAUUGUUGCAGGGGCCAAUAAUGACUCCUCACUUUAUUUGGAGUUAGUUUUGGUGCAGUGUACAGAUUCAAAAUAAACAUGAAACACUUGUUCUCUGAUGGAAAGAGCACAAUCGACAUUAAACCCUCCUCACACACUCACGGGAUGCAUUUCCACCAGGCGGUCCUGUCUGGUUCAGUGUAGUAUGGUGCAGUAAGCCCUGUUCUUGUUUGUGCUUCCACAGUACACCGUACCCUGUUGCUUGAUGCAGUAGGACUGCACUGGAACAGCUUGGUUUUCAUCUUGGUGUGCAUGUUUAUAGAUUAGACCCUUCACACUGCCAGCAUGAUCAGUGCAUCCCAUGUUCAACUCACGUCCAUAACAUGCGCCAAAUGUCCAGAGAAUGGACGGCUGUGCAAACUGCAAGCAGAUCAUGGCUCAGCUGGCGUCUGUUUGUAAGAUUGUGUCCUGAUGAGACCACCCUCUGAUGCCUGUUUAACACCCAAAAGCAUUCACUGACAUGAGAAAAAGUGUGCAUGAAAUGAAGUCAUGACUGAUCAGAUAACACCAGGUGAAGAUCAACAGAACAGCAGAUGUAUGUAGUGUUGUGGUUUGGUUAUUUUGGAGCCUUUCCCAACUUGACAAUGGAAGCGCCAAUAACUGAGCAUAGAACUGAACCAGCCUGCUUGAUGGAAAUGCAGUUACGAACACACUCCAAUCCCAGCGCUUUCUACUGACUAUUAAGUUAUGUAGCCUCUCGCAUAGCCCCAUAAUGACCACUGCGACACAAACAGCAUUGCAGGUUUAAGAAAUUCUCAAUGCUAAUACUGCAACAACCUGCUAAUUAUCUUCCAAUGGACCCCGCACCAAGACUGUGAAACCAGGUGGCCAGUUGAAGCCAGUAAAUUUUUGAGCUGAAGCCUGUUUGCGCUCAGACUCACUCCAACUGAGUUAGGCUGUACAAUCCACCUUCCCUCAUUUCCCCUUUUUAAUUUAAGAAGAAAAAAUAGAUAACAGGGUAGUCAGAUCCAGCGUGAGAAGCCUGUUCUGGUUGUAUCUCACCUCUGCUGAGUUAGGCUGUACGCUCCACCUUCCCAUAGUUCCCCUUUCUUACAAAAGAAGAAAGAGAAAACAAAUAACAGGGUCGUCAGAUCCAGAAUGAGAAGCCAGUUUUGGCAGUAUCUCACCCCUGCUGAGUUAGGCUGUACGCCCCACCUUCCCCCAGUUCCCCUUUAAAAUGUAAGAAGAAAAAACAGAUAACAGGGCAGUCAGAUCCAGCCUGAGAAGCCUUUUCCAGCUGUAUCUCACCCCUGCUGAGUUAGGCUGUACGCCCCACCUUCCCCCAGUUCCCUUUUUAAUGAAAGAAGAGAGAAAAACAGAUAACAAAGUAGUCAGAUCCAGCAUGAGAAGCCUGUUUUGGGUGUGUCUUACCCCUGCUGAGUUAAGCUGUACGCUACACCUUCCCCUAGUCCCCAAUUUAGAUAAAAGAAGAGAGAAAACAGAUAACAGGUCGAGAAGCCUGUUUCAGCAGUGUCUCACUCCUGCUGAGUUAGGCUGUACACCCCACCUUCCCCCUUUCCUCUUUUCAACAAAAAAGAGCGAGGGAACAGAUAACAGGGUCGUCAGAUCCAGCGUGAGAAGCCUGUUUCGGCUAGCAUAAAGUCCUUUUCUUUGGUUAGCAUCGGGGUCAACACAAGCUUGAUCUGCUAAAACCUGAACACAUUUCCUCCAUCAUGGCACAGACGGAGCUGUUUUGAGCCCAAAAUUUUAAGAGGAAACUUUGUCCAGUUCUGCCAUGUCCCAUUCCCUGGUAAUUAUCCGGACCACUAACUGUUGGAAUGAAAUAACACUCCCAAACUAUUUUCCUUGUAACUGUGCCAUUGUGACUGUUUGUGUUGCUACCAUAAUGGUUAUUCCCCUCCACCGGGAGCGUCAUGGGGACACUGCAGAAAAUGUGACAUUAAAAAGGCAUGAAAUUGAAAGCUGCUACUCCAUAUGACUCCAGUUAUCGGUUGGGUGUUCAUUUUAAUAAAAAAACCAACCAAAGUAUGGCACAUUAGGCUGUUUUUGUGUUUGAGUAAAGCAGACCUUGAAAUGGUGUGCUUGUCGCUGAUUGGAAUCAUUGUCAUACAGCUUUUAUUUUUUCGUCUAGGGGAGAUGUUCAGUCGUCUGUUGUUUGCACCUAAAUUAAAAAAACAGUCUCUCACAGCUGAUAAAGUUCUCACCCAGCUAACCUUUGUGCAGGUUGAGACAGGGUGUGAAAGGCAGUAGACAGGUGCUGCAAGUAUUCUGCUGAUGGUUGUUUUAUAUGCAGCUGGUGUUCAGGUCUGUGUCAUAGUUUAUGCUUUUUGAUCAUCUGUUAGCCUCCAGUCAGAAAAUGUGUUUUCCUGUUUCAGCACUAAGAGGAUAAAAUUCAGAGGGUAUUAUAGUAUCAGUUUCAAGGGCACACUUUACAACUAAAUCAGUUUUUUGCCACUUUAUUGCCUAAUAUUUGUAGUAAUUUAGCUGAAAUGGAGCAGCCCUCGUUAAAAGAAAAUCAUGAUGUUUCCCUCACUAUCAGAUUACACUUGAUCCGUGCGGACUCCCAGCCAAGGUUCGGACCGUGAGUGAUCCACAGAGCAACAGAAAAUUUAUCACCAUGGUGCACAAUAACAAGCUGAACUCGCCUGUCCUGCUUUCACAGAGAUUCAGACCAAUACAAGCAUGACAGAGAUAACUGUCCGUCUUUGUCAGCACUGCUGCACGCUCUGAUUGUGAGAGCGAGGGGAGGCGGGGUCAGAGGCUUCAGUGUUGAGGGUUUUGUUAUCAGCGGGUCUACUACAAGACAGGUGACCGUCUUCACAGGCACCUUCAGAACACACCGGGAAACAGCGGUCUCCCCCACCGCUGUGAGCGUAAUUACACUCUGUUUAAGCCUGAAAAUGCAAGCAGAGCUGGAAAAUGAGGGCGUUAAAGUCAUGAAACAGUAAUGUAGGUGCAGGAACACUUGGCUGCGCAAGGAUGGGUCUCUGACACACUCAAACAAACACGAAGAGGAUGAGUAGAAGUUGAGCUGAUUCCUGAUUCGAGACAAGUGAUCUAGCAUGAAAGCAAUAUUAAGAUGCUGUACUCAUUGAGAUGUAGAAAGAUACACAGUCAUUCUCAGUGCCUUAAAAUGCAGUCAAAGUUGUGUCUACGUGAAGAGCAGAAAAAUAUAUAAAUAUGGAUUUUUUUUCUGAAAAAUUUACCAAACUGUGAAGUUGGUGAUACAUUGCUUCCCCACUAGAGUAGUGUAGGAAAUAUCCAAACAGUAGAGAAUGACUCUCUCAGUAAAACUUUAAUGUAGCUCAAUAUUAUCAGGAAGAAGAAAGAGAUCAGUAUGUAGGGUCAGUGUUUGUGCGGCUGGCUCUAACUUUAACCCUUUAGGCUGCUGUACAGCGCCUGUUUUCAUUGAGCUAAUCCAGACUGAUACAGAAAAACAUGGACUGCCUCUGGACUAUGUGGAUGUAGGACCUCGAGACUUUAUUUUGUCUUUGCAUGUACAAAACUACGAUGGAGUAUUAGGACCAAGGGAAAAAAAACAAGGCUUUGAGAUUAAAGUUGUUAAUUUACGAGAAUAAAGUCAUUACUUACAAGAAUAAAGUUGCAAUGAAAUCAUUAUGAUACUUAGGAUAAUGUGGUGCUGAUGUGUCAAAAGAUCAAGUAUGUCCUUGUUUGAGAAACCUAUAUUGAAGUACAUUUUUACAAAAUGCUCCAUGGCUCGCAUUUCAUCAACUGUCAUCUUAAACAACAGAUUAUAAUAUAAGGACUUUAUUCAUGUAAUUAAUUCCUUUAUUACGACCUUAUUCUCGUUAGUAAUGACUUUGUUCUCGUAAAUUAACGACCUUAUUCUCAAAGUCUUGAAAAAAAUGUCUGAAUGUGGCCCUAAUACUCCCUCAUACAAAACUUGACCAGUGCUGUAAAUUUAUUAAUUUCCCAUAUCCUUUUUUCCAAAUAAUAGAAUGAUUAUUUAAAUAACAGAGGGGGUGCUUUAUUAGAUAAAGUCAGCUGAGGGGAGACAGGAAGUGCCUGCUGCUCUUCGGUUAUUGGUUCAGCAUUAUCAUUGUGAUGCCGACAGCUCACAUCUGAGUUUAUUCAUAAUGGAAAGGUAAAGAUACAGCUGUGCAUGUAAUAGGUUUGCACAGCACCGGGGAAAACUGUGCUCACAAUAUCCUUUUAUUUUCAUGAUACAAAUAUAUGUACAGAUAUAUGCACACAAAUCAUACCAGACCUCUGUGUCAUGAUAUGAGACCUGCAUCUUUAUGUGCAUUUAUUCAAUACGUUGCGAAAUCAGCCCUCCUCAUGUAAAUAGUUGUGAAUGCAGUUCUCCUGUUUACUUAGUUGUUUAUAUGAUUCUGAUAAGUUUGUACUGUACUUACGCUUAAAACAGCAAGUGCUUUAACAAGUCCUUUAAAUUCAUGAACGCCGUUGGGGGCCAACCUGUUUGAGUUUCCAAAGCUUUGUUCUUUGCAGUACUCAAUCCUUGCACCUAACAAUGUUCCUGUUCCAGGCCUUUGACCCGGACUAUUUAUCACAACUCAUGUGAUGUCUUUCUUCUCUGCAGCUGACAGCACGCUCGUUACCAGCGGUGCAGUCUGAUGAACGACUCCAGCCGCUCCUUAACCACCUCAGGUAAGCAUCAGGAUUAAUAACUUUGCAGCCACUUGGCCAGGACUCCGUUGAAAAAGAGAUUUAGCAGGAUUGAUCUUUGGCACCAAAGAACAUUGGAGGCUUGUGGCAGAUCUGAGUAAACCCAAUCUGUCCCCGUAGACAAGUCCAGAUGUUUUGUGAACUUGUGGUGCAGGGAGACGUGUGCAGAAUCAUUUAUUUCUAUUGUUGAGGUUACCCAGUCUUGAUGUAAUGAGGACAAUGCAAUAUGUUGCUCCUGUAGUUUGUCACGCUCUCAGUUCACAGGUUUAUAAUCAGCAACAAUAAGUAAAUGUUGUAGUGGUUGGGUUUAUUCCUAACAGGCAUAUCUCAUAGUGAAAAUCGUGAGAAAACAAAACAACACAUGAUUGUGAAGUUACAAACUAGUGUUACUUCCUGUAACAUGAAGCUGUUUUAUAUGAAGAGGUGAUGCAGAGGAGAUGUUGCAUCACAAGGUCGGGUUAUUGCUUCAUUUAGGAUCUUCUCUCAAACUGCCUGUUUUUCAGAUUAGUAUUUUACAUUUAUUCAUCACCGGAGCGCCUGAGCAUGUUUGAAGCAUCUGUUGCACAUGUGCUCUGAAUGUUAAGGCCUUAAGCUUGUUUUUUGAAAAGAGUUCAAACUUUCACACCAUUAGAUUUUAUAAUCCUAGAAAAUUGCUUUUUUUUUUUAGUCGCAUGAUUAACAUUUCUUCGAUUUUACAUUUCGAAAUACUUUUAGUUCACAUUAAUUGCUACACAAAUGCUGCACUGAUAGAUGCCAGUGUGGUCUAAAACUGUCGCCUACAGGUUGGAGACAGCUUCAGGGUGCUGAUUCUGUAAGAUAUAGUCUUUACAGUUGGUGUAACAGUGAAAGUGGAGUUUCAGAUGGGUUUCUGUUUCUGUUUCACACAUGACAUGUAUGUGUGGAGUAUUGAUCCACACCUGUAGGGCUGAUACAACCUGCCAACCUGAGGGUAUGCUCCUAACAGCGCUCUGUCAGCUUUUGGAGUGCGGUUGCCAGCUGACACCAGUCUGCUUUGCUGCACCUGUAUGCCGAUCUUUUAAAGUGGAAGCUUUGACUCAAACUACUUCAGUGGUAUUUGAAUUCCUCUUAACGUAAAGUGCAUGCUGCUUUUGACCUCCCAACCUAGAGUCUUUUUUUCUUUUAAAAUGACAUUCAAAAGUUUAGCGACGGUAUUUUCCAUCACGACAUCAGCACCGGUAGUGGCUUAAUAAUGGUGUACGGAAAGAGACAAAGACGGCAAACGGAAAAAGAAAUUACAGGUUGUUGUUUUUUUUAACUUUGGAUCUGAAUGCCUUUUAACCACGACUAAGUUAACGCUUAAUCAGCAAGCACAGCACAGUGAGCCUUUUUUUUUUUUUAAUCCAAAGACUGGAGAAAGGACGCAAAUAAAGGUUUUGAAGAAGUCACGUUAUCUGAUUAUUGAUUCGGAUGAGUGUUCAGGCCAACAACCUCCCUUGUGUCCUGCCAGAUUGUUUGGCAGGACAUUACAAGAGGGAUUUACGAUGUGAACAGCUCUUGUUAUUUUGUCCAUUCCUAAAGAAAUACUCUGUUUGUUGAAGUAUGUCUGUUGGGAUCUUUUCUCUCAGCUCCUAUGUAAGCCUCCAUGACUCUAAUAUUGUACCUUUUUAAGAUGAUUGCCUGUUUCCCGAAGGCCCCACCAAUUUAUGAUGCCCAGUGUCAUUUUUUUAAUAAGCAGCCCUCCUGUUAAUCACUACCUAUAACCCGUUUAAGUAACACAGUGGUGAUUGAUAUUGUGGCCCACUGAUGAGAGCUUCUGCGUUUUUACAGUUCUGCAAACUGAGUGUCUGUAGCAACAGUACCAGGUAAAUCACCGGCAGUGCAACUUUGUGACACAUUUUCUUUCACUGCUCUCUGCCAGAGAGGUUAGGCAGAGAUAACCUGAAAUGAUUGCUCUACAGAUCACUUUUGUUUGAAGCGGCAUGAUGAUUUUCUGGUGUCUGCUUGAGUUUCAGGAAAACAGAACCAGCGACUGUGGCUUUAAAAAAAGGUUGUUAUUUUGAUGUCCUGUCUCCAGUGCCCGCUCUUUUACUAAUUUUCAUAGAGGAAAUGUCACCCAAAGUUAAAUCAGUUUUCCUGGCAGCACUUGGAAAUGGCAGCCCUUUUGACAUUGUGUUAUAACUAAAAACUGUCCUGAUCUUUUUUUUUAAACUGCUUCCUUAUUUUAGUCACGCCUACGUGGGACAAGAUUACAGCAUCCAGAAGAAUGUCGGGAAAAUCUCCCUGGAACAAAUUGAUCCAGUAAGUUGCAUCUAAAUGUCAAAAUAAAAUGUUUAAAUGUGUAAAUAAACUGUGUUUGUAAAGGAUUUAUCUGUUUCUGAAGCUUUCAGGAAAGUCCUUCCCGCUCUGUAUGAGGCAGCUCCACCAAAGCCUCAGAGAGAACCAUCAUCUCCGCCAUGGUGGUCGUAUGCAGUACGGCCUCUUCCUCAAGGGAAUCGGCCUCUCUCUGGAGCAAGCUCUGCAGUUCUGGAGGUCUGAGUUCAUUCGAGGCAAAGUGGAUGCAGACAAGGUAAGAUUUACAUUAUACUUGUAACCCUUUUUUUCUAGGUUACUUCCAGCCUCUUAACAGUGGAUAGGGCAGAAAACUGGGAAUAACUAACUCUUGAGAUUAGCGCUGGGCGAUAUGGCCUCAAAUCAAUAUCACGAUAUAUUGAGCAGUUCACCUCUGUAACGAUAAACCCCCUCCAGCAUUAACUUCGUCUACUUCAGCCGCGACAACUUUUAAACCGUCCUCCAUCUCCUCACCUGACUUUCCCUCUUUGUUACGGACUGAAUGGGGUGGAGUCAAGUCUCUGACGUACGACAGCAUCUUAAAGGGACAUGAGACCAUAGCCUACCUAACCACAUCCAAGACCACCUUUUAUUUAUUUGUUAUUUUGACACUAAAUAUACAGAUAUGGGCAAAAUGACGUUGGUUAUUGUAAAUUUCGGUAUCUGUAAAUUUUUGGUUUAUCGCCCAGCCCUAGUUGAGAUUCAGAAUAUGUUGUUCUGUAGAAUAGAGAGGUGUUGAUGGAGUGUAGGGUCACAGUGAGAUCUGUAGAGACUCAAUUAGCAACAUGUUCAACAACAUUCAAAGUUUUACUUUUGUUGAAAAAUAAAGCCAGGGCAGCAGUGCCAUCUGCAGUUCUGUAAAUGUCCACUAGAGGCUCACUCCUCAAGGCAACACUUACUGUAUUAACUCACAGCUUAUACUUCACUCGUCCAUUUCAUAAUCAACCGAAUUAGACACCUCUCCUUUCAAACUUCUCAUUUCAUAUUAUCUAUCAUUAUUUUCAAAACAAAAUGCUCCCUAAUUUUAAUAUCUUUGUAUCAACGCCUUUUCCCCUGUAUCCUUUACAUCUUGAAAAAACUAAGCAUUUCUUUUUCUUUAUCCUUGAACGUUGGAUAAGUGGACUGUAGGUCAACCUUCAUGCUGCCUCUGCCUCUUCAAAGAGCUAUUCACCACUUUACAAGGAGGUUUCAUUGGUGGUUCAAGGGCAUAUUGAUCAAAAGAAAAUGAACCGGUAUCAUUACCAGCUCUUGGUGCUGCGAUGAGGUUAAUGAAGACCUAAGUGGUUGUGGAUUCAGUUAUUGUUCCUCUCAGUAAAAGACAGAGAGGCAGUCAAGACGCUUAAUGGUUCCCUGUGAAGAGAAACCUCCAUGUUAAUGUAGUUACACUAAUAACAGGAGGAAACGUGUUUAAACAGCCAUCACGUUGUGUGUGUUUAUUAUUUUUGAUUGAUGAUUGAAAAUACUGACCAUUAUUUAACAGCUCCAACAUAAUUGUAAACCCCUGACAUCAAGAGCUGCAGCGUUUUGUUUCCUUGGCUCGGCCUUGAAGAGCCGCAGAUAUGUUGUUGUGAAGUGACUCAGCUUGGCUUGAGUACAAGGUUUAGCCCUAAAAGUGUUAAUGCAUCUCCUAGUUAUAGAGCUGUCGAGAAAACAACCUUCGCUUCAACAGAUAACUGCCUCGAUUAAAACUUCGAAACUGUUAAAACAUUCCUCAACACUUCGUCUGGGCUUUUACGUCUCAGAGGUGAGCUGCGGUUCAGACAUCACCGUGGGUUUUCAGACGCUUUGUUUACAUGGAGCUGUUUGGAAAUUCUCUGUCGAUGCCUUGAACCAUAAAGCUUGUGAAGCAUAAAUGAGCUUUCUGUUUAAGGGAAUUAUCUUAAUCUAUUGUCAUUGUCUGGAGUGGCAAAUAUAAAAAAUUAAACCAAGUCAGUAACGCUUUUAAAGUGGCACCUCUCCAUUAUGAGCAUAUCUUAAUGAUAGUUUAACAACAACGGGAGGCAAUUGGAAACUAUUUAGGUAAUCAGCUGAGGUAUGAUCCCAUCUACCUUUUUAUUCUAAAGAUAAACUUUAUGUUUACAGUUUUAUUCCUCUCCUUCAUGUCAGCCCAAACGGUCUUCACUUUCUGCACUGCACAAGAAUAACCAGAGCCUAUGCAAAUUCUGCCCAGAUUUGCUGGAUAGAUAAUUACGAAUAUUUGCAGGCUGAACCUAACUCACAUGACAUGAUUAUUUAGGAUGUUCAAAGCAAACUGGCUUCUGUAAAAAUCAGUUAUUCCUCCAUCUAGGUCUUUCGAAGGUGUAGGGAGGCAGAAUCGAAAGAUGUAAUCUCGAAUUCAUUCAUAACUUUCCUUAAACUCCUUCAGGACUUUGUUUUAAAAAACUAAAAGAGGGUUUUAGAGUGAAGACGUUAUCUCUCUUGGUCGUCCGUUGCUUAUUUGGGCCUGCUUUUCUGCAUGUGUGAACCCCCCUGAUUUGAAGUUGAAGUUGGUUCGACCCUCCAACACAGUUCAGGUUUCUCAUGUGGCCCCAUGUAAAAAUUAAUUGCCCACCCCAACAUUGGACUAACAAAAAAGCCCCAAUAAAAUGUUGAAAAUUAGUUAAACCUUAAUAUAUUUCUUUGUCAUAAAACUCUUUGAUUGAUAAUAAAUUCAAUUUGAGUUGUUUCUUAAAACUUAGCUUCAUUUUUUAGUUAAAUAUCUUUGCCGUCUCAUCAGCUGUGCGACAUAUUUUACUUGAAAUGUUUAUUUUUUUAACUUCUAUUUACAAACUAAAAGCCUAAAACAUCCUUCAACCCUGACACGCACCCUCUGCAGAGCGGAGUCUGCUGUACUCACUUUGGAUGGGAUGCGGGCCUCAAUCUGUCAGACAGUGAUUUGUAGAGGUGAAUCACGCGGCUGGCAUCAUGAAACUUCAGGUAGUUGAACUCUUUCUGACUGUGGACACGUCUUGCAUCAGCCGGCAAAAGUGUCCGGGCGCAUGUCGGGGGAAUAUCUAGAGUCUCAGUUUUCCUGCAGGAGUCACACUUCCAGCAGCGAUGAGAGGACACAUCAAAGCGCUCUCGCUUGACUUUGAUGCAAAGAUACACGGAGAGGCCUUCGUGUUUUUAGGGUGAUCAAUCAAAUCUGAUACUUUGUCAGACGCUUUUUUCCACACCUCAAGUACAAAAAAGUACAAAAUAAGAAGGAAAGGCAGAAUUUAAGUUGGUUUAACUGGUGUGAAAGUGACACUCGCGUAGUUUUAAGCCUCAUUGUUCAGUAUUAUCCACUCUCCCUUUAAAUGCUAUAAUACUUUUCGACAGAUCAAUUUUCCUACAGGGAAAGUGGUUUCUUUGCAGACGAAUUUCACAUCUUAUUCCAUAAUAUCACAAACUGAUUUGUCUCCAGGAGAACUAAAGGACUUAAUUUCACUUUUUCAUUUUACUGUUGUUAAAGAUUCGCCUCCUGCUUGACACGAUUAACUGCUAUGAGAACAUUAUUUAGCUCUGACCUUGGGCUAAAGUUGCAGAGACGAUGUGUCUGAUGUUUUAGAAAAAAGCUAAAAAAGAAAGAGUAAAAUUUAGUUCGUCUAUUUAAAUACUUUCACAAAGGACGUAUUGGAGGUCAGCGCUGAUAUUUUGAGUUUUAAUUUUAUGAACUCACUAAAGACUUAUGCAUCAAUAGAGUUGAAAUGAGAUCCGUGGAUUUCACAGUCCCUUUUGUGUCGCUACAAACACGAGCUGUAAAAUAAGCGGUCUUGUCAGUGACACCUGUUACAGCAGCUUUCAAGACGCCAUUAAGACUCGUUUUGAGCAUCCGUCUCUCUCCCCUUCAGUCCCUCCUGCCCUAAUGUCUGUUAUUGGCCCUGAGUAACAGCCGCAUGGCAGAUACAGCACACUGAACUCACGUUACAGCCCACUUUGGAGCUCCAUUUCUGAAAGUGGCGUCCAUCCCGUGUACCAGCUUGCUGAGAAAGUGUGAUGGGCUGUGCACAAAACCCAGCAUUUGUUCCAUAGCAGAAUGGUGCUGACCACAUCGCAGCUCUCACAAUGAUGUAUGUGUUAAGUCGGAGACUGCACUUUGUGGCAGGCUGCACAAAAGGCUGCUCAUUAGUAUGCGACAGGCACCGAGAAAAAGAUGGGAGGCAGCGAUGCCGAAAGGAAGGCCUGGAGGAAGAGGCAAUGUAAUAUUAGACUAGAGGGAGAGGGAGAAUUGAUGAAAUCAACUUGAUCUGUCCAUUUUUCUUUUCAUGGAAGUCAGCCUAUUCAUUUUGGUGUGUGUCUAUUUGCAGCACACUUGAGUGUUUUGUAAGGCCCUGGGGAAGGACUGCUUCUGAACUGCUUGUUUUACAGAUGUUAACUCCAGGUUAAUUAAUUUCCACUAACUGACACCAUUUUUCACGUUAUGCUUUGGUUUGCUGUGGGCCUUAAUCCAACAGAAGAGGAGAUUCAUCAGAUGACACCUCAUAUUAGCUGCUCUUAGAGUUGGGUUUAUAAAUGUACACCAUGAUGUGUUUUAUUUAUAUCAACACUUGUUGUUUUAGCCCCGGGUCCUUCUUUGCUAACCUGUUCAUAAACAAAGCCUUUUUAUAGUGCCUUAUGGGUCUGCAGGAAGACAUCCAAGAGAGACUCGUCUCAGAUUCUGUGCCAGAGCAUUUCUAAUCUGUUAUCCUUAAAAAGAAGCAUUGAGUAAAACGCAUCAACAUUUAAGCAGAAAAGAAGUUGUUUUUGAAGUUAUUUAAACCCUUACAUUAAAAAGAAAGGAGUUCAGAAAUAAAGGAGAAAACAAAGCAACAAAUCUGUGUAAUACGCCCUGAACAAAUUUAACAGGUUACUUGCCAAUACAUGAUCUGACAUAAAAAAGAGGAUUCUGUACAAUAAAAUCUACAUUUAGUAAAGAAGUAUACAGAAGGUAUUUUUAAUCAUUACUCACAAUUUAUUUGGAGAACACAAAACUGUAGAUUCGUGGCUAAUUUCUGACCAGUCACCAGCAGAGAGAGGACGAUGCUGAGCGGACAAACAGCACAGAAACACAAACUAGAAAGGGGAGCUGAACAAGAGAGACAUCAACCAAACUGAAGAAAACAGCCAUGUUUUGGGCUCUUUUAGGAUCUUUUAUAGGCGCUGCUGAUAUUUUAUGCAUCUAUUAUGAAUGCUUACAGAGACAUACUAAUAUUUUAACUUUGCUGUGAAUGAAAAUGUUAAAUUGGUGUGAUUAAUAACAGUAAUGCAGGUUUAUGUCCACCCAUGACGCACUAUCAACCAUCCAAUCUGAGGGUUUUUACAAAUGAAUCAUCUUCAAAUCAGCUGGAUCAUCUUUAACUCAUUACUUAGCGCCAACUUGAUAAUAUCUUUAGUCAAUAUCUGGAUAAUAAGCAGGAUAACAGAUGGUGAGUGGGCGGUAAUAGAGUCCCAGCGGGGUCAUCACACAUCAUCCUUUGCGUUUUUGUUUUUAAUUUUGAAUCUUAAAGUUUUCCAAGUGGUUUGAACACACAGCCAAAGUUAUCUGAAAACAUACUGUGUAUUUACAUUAUGUAUAUGUUGGCUGUAUGAUUAUAAUGAACUCUAGUUUCCAAAACUGAACCUGAUUACACUCAGACUCUUCACGUAGUUUUUGCAAAAUGUUUUAAAACUCUCAAACUUAAAAAAUCAAUCAUCACGGUUUGUAAUCUGAUAAAUAUUUUUUGCACAAGAGUGAUUUUUCAGUAAUAUCAAUGAUCACUUUAUUCUCUUUAAUCUUAGUUUUUAAUUAUCUUGAGGGAACCUUCCCAAAAGGAUUAAAAAAAAGUUAUAUCUUCUCUAAUCUAAGUAUGGUAGGAUGACAGCGAGCCAACAGAGCGGUAACAGGAGACUGAAGCUGAAGCUAUUUGAUGGAAAUCAGACGUCAUUCUUUAAGAUUUUACACCUGUUUUUUCCUGCCUUUUUGUAUUUUUAUAACAUGCCACCUCCAUUGAAGAUAAUACAAACAUUUAAAGAAGACGAUGAGUUUUUUUCUGUUUUUAACUCAAGUUGCAUCGUCAGCGUUUCCAGCUCACCAUUGCCUUUAACUUUAAUUCUCUGCUUGUGCAUCGGGUGUAAAUGACCUUUUAAAAAAGUCCAAUUUACUUACUCUUCCUGCGACAUCAAACUUCGAAACUUGGUUACACUUGCAGUAUUUUUAUGGCCCCCCCAACCCUUUAUUGUUUUUAGCUUCUUUUAAAAGGCCUGCAGUGCAGAUUAAAAAGGGAAGUAUUUUAAAUGGUGUUAUAUUCAGGAGAAAUCAGAGCUACAGGCAAAUCAGUCACUAUGGACUGAGCCUAAGAAGCGCUGCCAAGUUUACACACAAGCACGCACACACACGUACAUAAUCCCUUUGAUUGUGUCCUAUUUCUCUCUCCCCGUUGCCGCAGGUUUUUGUGAAUGUGUCCUCGAGUGUGGGGGGAUGUGACAGUGAUGCAGCCCCACGAGCGGCUCUGUGCACUGAAAGAUCUGUAGCUCUGCUCCUUUAAUGCAUUUUAUGGGCUGAUAUUGUUGUGAUUCCUUCAGUUUGGAGGUCAGCUGUAUUGAGAAAAUAUCCAGGAUUAUCUGAAAUGAGAUGCAGCCGAUAUGGAAGAAAAAGACGUUGCAGGCUGUUUUACAUAACACGUAACAGAAAAAGGCAAAUCUCUGCUGCUUUUAAGGACAAGCGGUUUUAGGAGACGUCAAAUCAGAGACAUUCAAUCAUUCUCUGUAAUGUCUAACUUGAUUUCAGUCUGGGUUUUAAAAGUUUAGCCACAGACCUGCUUCACUUUUUCUCCCCCACUGAAGUCCUUAAAUCAGCGACUUUAGCUAAAAGAAACUCUCCGUCUCCUCUGAAAGGAGUGAAAAUUUAAUAUCAUAUCAUUUCCAAGUCUUUGUAUUACUCUUUCUUUGACCACAUAGGAUUCUUAACAUCCCAAUUAUUUCACAUAAUACAUAUUAAACACACUCUAGUGCCAGUGGAGUUCCAAGAUUAGUUUUAAUAGAGUAGGGGGGUCUUAAAUCAGGAAAUUGCCUCUUGAAUCCUUAGAAGCUCUACAUAAUUAAUAUUUGAUUUACUGUACUUAAAGAAGAUUUUAUGGCUUUUUAAAUUGCCACUGCAGCUUGUCACAUUAGCGAGUUCAGGGGGUUUUAUUGCAACAUUAAUGUGUUAUGAUGGGUGCAGUCGUGGUGAUUGUGUUCUGCCACUGCUGGAGAACACUGUGUGUAUUUUACUGUUUGAUUUUUAAGGGCAGGAUCCCCGUAAUUCAUUUUUAUGGUCGCUCGUAAGCAAAAAGGGGUUCACUGUGAAGAUUAUGAAGAGUGACCUCCAUUAAAAACGAUGAAGGAUUUUUGGGGGGUUCAAGGCAACCAGAGUCAGGAGAGAAAUUAGUGUGAAGGUUUGAGGACGUCAUUUUUCAGUUUAUUGAUAUAGUUUACUUGGAAGACAAGAGAGCUGAUCAGAGAUGAAAAUAUUAAAAACCUGUGGCUGCAAACAUCAGUCUAGUAUUUAUCAAUCUGCCUAUUGUAUUUCAGACCAAACUCCAAAUUGAAUGUGGUGUCCUUAACUUAUUAAACAAAAUUAAAAUUUCACCAAAGUGCUUUAAGUUUAAGCUUCCACCAAAGAGCUAAGCACACAGGUGCUGAUGCCAGCAGACAGCAGCUUCACAGAAGACAGUGGAGAAGUAUUCUGAAGUCAGGAUGGGCGAUAUGGGCUAAAAAAAUGUAUCACAAUAAGAUUUGCCGUUCUGGCGAUGACGAUAAAAGUCCCGAUAAGGAAUAUUAUAAUUCCAGUCUAUAUUUUUGACUCAUUUUCUCUUGGAGUGGACGAAUAAGAUACUUAACCACAAGUUUGAGUGGUAGGUUAUGGAGAAAAAUAAUGACAUCAAACAAGUCUUAAAUGUGAAAACAUUUUCAACAUUUGUUGAAAACUCUUAUUACACAGAGUGAACAGCAGCAGAUCCACUGUACGAUGUCAGGGGUACCCGAAUGCGUUCGUCUAAACCCCAAUCUUGAAUGAAAUACCUCAUGUGGAAACUCGUUCAGGAACGAGCUGCUCAGAAACGUCUUCUUCAUCACCUUCGGCUGCGAGUCCGUCACUCAUGCUUAUUUCAUCAACUUGCAUUUAUCAAAUUUUUUUGUGAGAUAGCAAAUAUUUAUCAUGGAGGAUUUUUCUGACGAUAUAUCAUGAACGAUAAUUUAUCGCCCAUCCCAAAUUCCGAAGCGUCUUAAUCACCUCAGAGCUGCAGCAUGGGACCUCCCAGGUUGGCGUGUUGUGACCGGUCCAGGGUUCCUACGUUAGUAUGGAAAUAAAUUUGAUCAAUUUUCCAGGUCUUAAAAAGUAUGAAAAAUGCAAAAUAAAGUAUGGAAAUAUAUUUAUAUAUCCAGACUAUUACCAAAAUACUGUUUUCUAAUAUAGAAAAGUAAGUAUUUCCAUAAAUAACUCCAAACAGUAGGGGAAGGAAAAGUAUUGAAAUUCCAACUGUGUAGGAACCCUGCCGGUCAUUUACCGUAGAGAAAGAGAAAAACACCCAAACUGAAACUCCUCAAAAGUGUAAAACCUGAUGCAUUAACCAGCAAUCUCUGGAUGUCAGAAUAAUUAACAAAUAACUGAAUCCUAUAUUGAAACUGAGCGGACAUCUUAUACAUGCACUCUUGCAUAUUUCAUCAUGUGUUAAAUGUUUGAAGCUGUUAAUUGAGGCUUAAAAACUUGUUAAUUUUAACACCUUCACUGGAGAAUGGAAAAGAUCCUUCAGCUUGGAUGAGUGUCAGAUAAAUUAAUUAUCACACAGUCAUAAAUCAGUGUGAUAAGAACUAAUUAGAAGAGCAGAAAGCGUGUAUGUGAGAUGAAUAUUUCUCACAAAUGUUGAUUUUAUAUUGUGACCCAUGUUCUAUAUGUUAGCAUAGAGGAGGAGGAGUUUAUGACCAGUAGGGGGAGCUCUAACUCUCUUGGCUUCACUUUUUAGCAGCUGUUAUGUCUUUGACAGAGUCCUUUGAUUUGAUGUUUUUAGGGUUUCCUCUCAUCUUGUUUGAAAACUGUUAAAUUUUUUUAACUUUGCAGGGUCUUUAGCAGCAAAUUAAACGAAAUCCUCAAAGAACCUCAGAGGUGUAGUGCGUCUUUGUAACCACUCACAAGUGGGAGAAAUCGAAAAUGUGGUUAGUGACCUCUCCUAUUCAGUGGUUGUUUGUAGAUUGUAACCAUAGCUGUCAAUUUUGUAGUGGAAGGAACAGUUUUGUGUGUGAAGAAAACAGCAAUAUUGGUGCAGGAAAGAGUCGAUUUGAAACAGUCAUCGCCGAAAGCUCCAUACAAGCUCAGACUCUUCCAAAUCUCUCUGCAUUUGAAGAAAAACUUGUGUUAUUGCUUUAUUUUUUUUAAGUGUGAACAGAGGGUGCAGAUUGUUGUGAUAACAGGCUCACUGUAUUUGGAUUUCCUCUUUUUAUUUUUUCAUCUCAAUCUUAUUCUUCAUGCCGUGACAAAGUGCUCUUCAGGACAAGGGUUAGCAGUAAUGAGGGGGAAGAUGUUCAGGUUACACUAUCCAUAAUUCAGCUCUGUUGAGUGUGUGGCGACACGUCUACAGCAGGUUCUCUCUAAUAGCUCUAUAUUUCAUGGAGGAAAACACCCUGUCAAAACUGACAUGAUGUAUGACAAUGUCUCUUUUCACCCCAACCUUGUCCCUCCUUAUACUCUCAUCCUCACUAAUGCCUUCUCCUCCUCUCACCCCUCAUCUCCCUCUCUCUCCAUCUCUCUGUAGUUUGACAAACAAUAUGCCUACAGCAUCCGCCACAUGUUUGGCAAAGAAGGCAAGCGAACAGACUACACCCCCUACAGUUGCAUGAAGGUGAUUUUAUCAAACGCACCGAGCCAGGGCGACCAUCACGGUAAGUUAACAGCUGUGAGAAGAGAAAACACGACUCAUGUGUUAACUCACAGGCUGGUCUAAAAGUUAGUGCACAGAGUUAGUGUGAAAAAUGAUCAUGCACAUCGCUUCUUAUAUUCUAAUUGGUUAUCUAAACAUCACUUUCUAUAACCUCUUUUUUCAUGUGGCUCCCACAGGAUGUCCGUUUCGUCACAGUGACCCAGAACUGUUGAAGCAGAAGCUUCAGUUCUACAAGGUGUCUCCCAGCGGAAUCAGUCAGGUGGGUGGUGCCCUAUUUUUAAAGUCUGUAGGAGUCUCAAACGGCCGGACAGCCCACUACCCACCAUCAUCCUGACCAAGCAAACAUGUAAAGGAUUGUUUUUUACGGUUUUAUAAAAUCUCUGUUGAAAAAAGAGUCAAAUCUUCACAAACCAGUCGGUACUACUCCUCUGCCGCUCAGCAGCUGAAAGAAGAGCCAUAAAUCUGACUCUAAAGCGUAUACAGUGGAGUUAAUACUUACAUUUAAAACAGCUGAGACUCACCACUGCAGAGCUGGUUUUAAAUAUCAGCACGUCAUUGACCUGAAAUGUGUUUUUAAUUUUACAAAACAUCCAGAGCAACAGAAAUCUAAAGAGAAAUGAGACCGCUGUGUCGUACUGCAGGCUUAAACAGCGUCCUCUUGCAGGCGUGGUGUUUCCACUUAAUUUCCAGCAGUGUUUCUUCAGUGCUUUCCAACAUCUCUUGACUUGCUCCGCUGUAAUUGUUCGAAGACUGGCGUCCCGUUGCUCGUAUGUGUCAGCUUUUCAGUGCUUUCCCUAUCUAACCUUCCAGGUUUAUUUUAAUUCUUUCACUUCCAAAAGACAAACUCUGUGUCUUUGCAGCUGCACCCAGAAGCAAGAUGUCCCCAAUGCUGCUGCGAUGUUUGUUAUGCUAAUAUGUGACUUGGCCAAGGUAGUUGCCAGCUGUUAGAAACUGGAGUAAGGCACAUAUACGCCAAGUGAUCAUGUUUUUUCAAGUUUUUAAAGUAGCAGAAUUGAGUUUUCAAAACCAGGAUAAGGACUUCUUCUGGCAUCUGAAGAGUGGAUGUAAUGUUUACAUGCACACACACACAAAUGAGACGCUUAAAAAAAAAAUAACAGAAAGUUACUCAAGCUUAUGUAAAGGCACUUAUUGACUUCAAAGCAAAGAGCUAAUAAACUGAUUUUUAGCAGGUAUAGGGUCCAAUAUAGGAAACAUUAAUGAUUCACAACACCUACCUAUGAUUAAAUUAAUAAUAAUAAUAAUAAUAAUAAUAAUAAAUGUAUUUGUAUAGCACUUUUAAAAACAGAAGUUUAAAAAAUGCGUUGACAUAUAGUCAUAAAGCACAUGGAAAAAUCCAAUCCAGGUUUAUUUAUAAAGCACUUUUAAAAACAACAAAACGCUGACCAAAGUGCUGUACAGUUAAAUUAAAAACAAUAAAAAACAGACAUUUGACAUGAACAAUAAAACAAAGACACAGGAACACAUUAAAAACAGGGGGGCAUAGAUGGUUCAGUAAAAACAUGAUUUAAAGGCCAAGUUCUCAGGAGUUAAAAGCCAAAGAGUAAAAUGGUUUUCAAGUUUGAUUUAAAGACAGGCAGUGAGGGGGACAGUGUGACUUUGAGAGGAAGAGCAUUCCAGAGCUUAGGCGCAGCAAUGGAAAAAUUCCGGUCACCCCUGAACUUUAAUCUUGACCUAGGGGACAGUCAGAAGGCGCUGGUCAAAGGAUCUGAGAGUCCGAGAUGAAAUAUAAGGUUUUAAAAGGUCAGAGAGAUAUAAAGGAGCAAGCCCGUUUAAAGGUUUAUAAGUUAAUAAUAAAAUUUUCAAAUCAAUCCUAAAAACCAUGAUUCUGCAAGAACCAUGCAACAUAAAAUGAGACCAAAAGGAGAGAUAAAAACAUAAAGCUCAGUUAAAACGGAACUGAAUGACAAAAAUGACAAGGCCCAACACACUAAUAUCCACAAAAAGAGCGAAAAGAAAGAGAUGUGUAGAGCCUGUUUGGACUAGAGCUCUUUCUUUCUGGAUUAGGCUGUACGCUCUACCUCUCCCUUCACUCGGACAGUGAUAACAGAAGAGGGAGAAGAAAAACCACAGCCAGGUCAAGAAGCCCGUUGGUGCUGAAGCCUCACCCCCUCCAGGAUUAGGCUGCAUGCUCUACCUCCCCAUUUUCCCCACUGGAAUUUUACCAUCUUUUUAUCCAGCACUUUUCAUUUCCUCUCAACCUGUCUGAGUAAUGCUCACACGGCACUGAAGCGCUGAAUCAUGUCAGAGUGAUAUUGCUCACUUCUGCAUAAAAAAGAAAGACAAAAAUAAGGCUCACAGCGCAGUAAGUGUUUCCGCGGUUAUUGCUGGUCUUUGGUGAGCAUUUCUGCAAAUGUUCUAUUACAUUGCAUGACACAGAAAUAAUAAAAACUGCAAUAUCUGGCGGAAACUGAAACAGCUCAUCUCUGCAGCCCGUGGUUCUGAGCACGCUUGUGGCGGUGUCAUGCUGAAGGCAGCCUUCAGGAAUAUGGGAAAUAAUGAAGGAGCCAUAUACAGGCACUUUCUUCUCUGUGAGUCCCUCUCUCAGUAGCUGCUGAAGACCCUGGAUUUGCGAGUCAGGGGGGUCAGACACCCACAUGUGCUGCUGUGCUGACACUACACUUGUUUAUGUGCAAGAAUUGGAGAGCAGCGAUGUGACUCAACAGAAUCCAGGGCUUUUAAAUAUCUGCUCACAUCUCCCCUUUUAAACUAAGAAAAGAGCCUCAGAGAACCAGAGGGGAAUAAUUCCCAUAACUGAGAUUUACCACAGGACUUGAAGGUGUAACAGUUGCCAGCGGUUGUUCUACAAAGCACUGACUCAGGGUAUAAAUAUUCAAAUAAGACCAAAUAAGCCUGUGAUCUGUUUUCAUUACUUUUGCAAAGAUCCUGUGAAGGAUGAAGUCAGAGCUGUCAUCAUGAUUAAUGAGGAACGUUCAUGUAGGUAGUCGACUGCAAGCCGAUUAAAACAAGUUUGAUAUAGAGCUGCGGUAACACAAAAUGUUGUCAGUGUCUCCUGUGAAUGCAAUCUGUCAGUAUCUGAUGUGUAUCAGCUUAAGGAAGCAGUCAAACUCAAAGCUAACCGCUGCCCUGAAACUUAUCUUUUCUCUCGCUUCUCUCGUCGCCUUUUUUUGCAGAUCCUGGAGCUGGUUAAAGGAAUGCACUAUCAGCUGGCCUGCCAGAAGUACUUUGAGCUGACGCACAAUGUAAGCUCGGGUUUAAUUUGGAGUAAGGGGGGGUAACUGGGGCUUCCUGUGUCAGAGCUGUGUGAAAACCCUGCGAGUGGAGGGGGUCAUUAACACCAUGUCCUUUCAGCCCUGGGUGCAUACUUAUUAUAUUUAAGCUCUUUGAGUUUGAUUGCCUGAGUCAUCGUCACUCUCAGCCACACUCAGGGUUCAGCGAGGGGAAAAGUAUAAGUCUGCAACUCUAUUUGCCUUUGACAUUAAAAGCAUGAUAUCCAGCUGAGUUUGGCACACAGUUCAUGUGUUGGAUUGUUUCAUCGAAAUUCAAGGACUUAUUUCACAGUAUGAAACAACAUGACUCACAGAAACGCUUGGAACAGCACAGCAUCUCUACUUUGUUUUGAGAAAAGUUCAAAUUAAAUAGGUCAUUGGAUGAUAAACAGCUUUUAACGUAUUUUUGAGUUGAUUGAAUCUGUCGACUGAGCACAGAAUUUAUAAUUACUGGCCUUAAAAUGCUUUUUGUUAUGAUAUAAUUACUUAUUAAAAUGCAUUUAUCGUGAUAUGUUUACUCAGUAACACUACAGCCCUCUUUAAUAGAAAGAUAUAUUCGACUUCAUGCCUGCACACUCAGUAUGAAGUUUAACCAAGGUGCUCGGCUAAGCUUAGCUUAUCUUGGCUCAACAUAGCUUAGUAAGCUUAGUAUAAAAGACGGGGGACAUGAAGGCUGGCUCUCUCAUUUGUUCAAAACUUUACCCACCUUAAAAGCUCCUGUAGAGAUCACGAAACAGCUCUGUGUGCCUCACACAUGGAUAAAUACAUCCUGAGGAAAUAGAUUAGAGGAGAUUAGAUUAGAGUAAAGUAGAUAACAGUAGAACAGAGUAGAAUAUGUUAGGGUAGAUAAAUUCAGAUUACAGUAGAGUAUAUUACAGUAGAUCAGAUUACCGUAGAUUAAUUUAGAUAACAGAAGAGUGGAGUAUAUUACAGUAGAUCAGAUUACCGUAGAUUAAUUUAGAUAACAGAAGAGUGGAGUAUAUUACAGUAGGUCAGAGUAAAAUUUAUCAGUGUAGAUUAGAUUACAGUAGAUUAAAUGAGAUAACUGUAGAGUAGAAUAUAUUAGGGUAGAUAAAUUAAGAUUACAGUAAAUUAGAAAACUGUAGAGUAGAUUACAUUUGAGUAGAUUAGAUAACAAUAGAUUAAACAGUAGAGUAGAGUGUAUUACAGUAGAUCAGAGUAGAAUAUUUUGGAGUAGAUUAGAUUAUAGUAAAGUAGAGGAAAGUAAGUAUUGGUAGACUAGAGUACAUUCAAGUAGAGUAUUUUGAAGUAGAUUACAUUAUAGCAGAUUAAAUGAGAUUAGAUUACAGUAGAGCAGAGUAAAGUAAAUAUUGGUAGAUAAGAGUAGAGUACAUUCAAGUAGAGUAUAUUGGAGUAGAUUAGAUAAGAUUACAGUACAGAGUAGAGUUGAUUAUGAAAGAAUAGAUUAGGGUAGAUUAGAUUUGAGUAAAGUAGAUUACAUCAGAUUAGUGUAGAUUUAAUUAAAGUAGAUAAGAUUACAGUUGAGUUCCUUAGAGUACAGUAAACUUAGAGUACAUUAAGUUAGAGUAGAUUGCAGUUGACUUGAUUGGAGUGAAGUAGACUGCAGCAAAUUAGUGUAGAUUAGAUUAAAGUAGAUUAGAUUACAAUAGAGUACAUUAGAGUAGAGUAGACUUUCAGAGUUCAUUAGAUUAUAAUAGAUUGCAGUUGACUUGAUUGGAGUGAAGUGGAUUAUAGUAGAGUAGUGUAGAUUUGAUAAGAUUAGUAUAGAGUAGAUCAGAAGCAUAGACUAUUAGAGUGCAUUGGAGUAGAGAACACUAUAUCAGAUUAGAGCAGAUUAGAUAAUAUACCAUUAAGGUUGUAAGUGCUAAAAAACUAAUUUGAAAUUAUUUUCCAGCAGAAUCUGUGAUCCCAUGUUAGUCUGAGCAUAAAGCAAGUAAUCAUCUCACUGAAAUUGUUGGACUGUCCCUUUAAUUCCUUUACUGUGGUGGGCUAAUGUACAGUGACAUAAACUUGACAGUGAUUGAUUAUGUUUGGAUAAUAAGUUUGCAUACAUGUUUAUUAUUCUCAACCCUGCCAACAAUUGAAGAAGGGCAAAGAUGUCUUUCUGCUGCUGUGCAGAAUUUACAAUUUCAAGAGGCCCAAAGCUGGUAAAAACAGAAAUCAAUCAAAGCAGAGAAGUCUAAACAAACCUUCUCCCUCCAGUUCAUCAAAAUGAUCGUAGAAUUUUGAUAUCUCUGCUCCCUCUGAGAGGAAAGGUUCUGGAGAUAUCUGUAACAAUUCUAACUGAUAGGAAAUGAUGAAAAAGGUCACAGAAGGCACAUUGUCUGUUAUUUGAUUCAUAGGUUUUUACUCACCAUGAGUGAUUUUGACAUUUUAUUUCCUGAGAUGACAUUUCAUUUUUGUCUCCGUGCUCUAAUGAAGUAGUUAGGAGACUUCCCCUCCUCAUGUGGUCAUUAGUGCCAGCCGUCCUCAUUAUCGUAAAUGAAUAUAUAAUUUGUUUAUGAAUCGGUAAAACCCAGCUAAUGAAGUUUUGCCAAAGUGAAACCUGACAGAGCUUUCCUCGUUCCCUCCUUUUUGAGCAGAUCGAGGAUGCCAGUUUCUCACUCAAUCACCCCAACCAGUACUUCAUCGAGAGCCAGAAAGUUUUGAACGGAGGCAAGGAAAUAAAGCGAGAAACGGACACGCCACAAAGAUCGCAGGACAAAUCCGCCGCCAGAGGGUCCAGAGAAGCAACAGCAAACGCCCCCCAGGCUUUGGCUGAGAUGACAGAGGACCUGGACUUUUUCUUCCAGGAUGCCUGAUUCAGUUUCUGCUUUUAUACGAGAAGUUUAAUAUGUUCAGCUUCACUGCGGUUGAGGGUCUAUAUUCUGGCUUAUGCUGAAUCUUUAGAGUCACUGUUUCAGACAUACUUUGUAAUAAAGUUGCAUAUUUGUAAUAUCGA